Andrographis paniculata is the source of this 1867-nucleotide messenger RNA. RefSeq names its product microtubule-destabilizing protein 60-like. The record is from RefSeq and is a predicted model, not a curated record. Lineage: Eukaryota; Viridiplantae; Streptophyta; Magnoliopsida; Lamiales; Acanthaceae. The transcript is spliced from 8 exons. Gene Ontology annotation, molecular function: microtubule binding; protein kinase activator activity. Gene Ontology annotation, cellular component: mitotic spindle; nuclear microtubule. Gene Ontology annotation, biological process: regulation of mitotic spindle organization; activation of protein kinase activity; mitotic spindle assembly. Bases 99 to 1676 code for a protein of 525 amino acids.
CUCUCCUUUCCAUUUCACUCAAUCGUGAAUGAAUCCAUUUUGUACCCGCUCCUCAAUCGUUUCUCGCUUCUACAACCAUUUUCCGAUCAGAUCUCCCGAUGGACUCAACUCCGAAGGUGGUUGCCGUAGUUACUUCGGGGAAAGAUAGAUCGGCGAGAUUGAAAGCCAACAAAGACCUAAGGUACUCCGAGAAUGUUAAUCCGAAUGAAUCGAGUGCGGAAUUGAAGUUAUUCAAGUCUCCUGCAAUCGCUCAUUCUGAGAAGAGCGGUAAGAAAUCUGCUUCAAAGAAUCCGAAACUGAAUCAAGCGGUUAAGGAUGUACUGUCACCGAAGAAGAAGAUUCGAGAGAGGAAGUUCGUGAUCGUGAAGAAGAAGUUACGGAAUGAGGAAGAGAUUUCUACAGCCAACGCUGCAGCGGUUUGCGAGAAGUGUCAAAAGGCGAUCGGGAAAUCCAAGUGCUUGUGCGUGGCCUAUGAGAAUUUGCGUGCGUCUCAGGAAGAGUUUUUCAAAAACCGCGGCAAUAUACAGGACGAGGUAUUUGAUAAGAUAAACGAGCACGAUCUUGCAUCUGAGAACGUAGAAUCAGAAGGUAAGAUUAACAGCAUAUCUGAAAGGCCAAAAAGUGGAGUUGAUGCGUUAUCUGACAUCAAUGGUGGAAAGACUACGGAUGGAGAUAAGGCGGUGGUGAAUAACGAUGCAGUUCUCAAGAGGAGCAGAGAUAGGCUCUUGGAAGAAACAAGGAGGAGUGUAUUGGCGCUAACACCGGGGAAGGUAAAGGAUUUGGUGAAAGAAUUUGAGAAACUUUCAAUGCUGAAAGAAGACGAUUCUAACGAAAAGGAAGCGGAGGAAGCCGAUGAUGUUAACACUAGAAUAAUGAAAUGGGAGUUACCUGGAAUGCAGCAGGCUGCAAAUCAUUCAGAACUGCAGGUUUCUUCCUCUUCAUUUUCUCCCUCAGAACUCUUCCUUACAUCAGAGAGCCUGGGUCUUGAAUCUCGCCGUUCUUAUUCAUUAGACAGCAGCCAGGAAAGCUUCCCUGUUUCGAGCACAACUUAUGCUGGUGACAGGAGGUUCAGGCGAAAGAGUGCUGAAUCAUCUGGUAACCGGCUGAGAAGAAGCUUGAAGAAAAAGCAGCAGCCGAAAGCUACUUCUCUGAAGCCAUUCAUGUUAAAAACGGAGGAAAGAGGGAGAAGCAAAGAGGAAGAGUUUAUGAAAAAACUGAGGAAAAUGAUUGAGGAAGAGGAGAGGAUGAGGAUUCCUGUAGCUCAGGGUCUUCCCUGGACAACAGAUGAACCCGAGUGUUUGCAGAAGCCUCCAGUUAAAGGAUGCACGAGACCAAUUGAUCUCGUUCUGCACAGUGAUGUGAGGGCUGUGGAGCGCUCUGAAUUCGAUCAUCAGGUGGCCCUGAAAAUGAACUACAUAGAACAAUAUCGAAUGGAAAGGGAGAGACAACAAAAGAUGGAAGAAGAAGAAGAAAUCCGAAGACUAAGGAAGGAGCUCGUCCCCAAGGCGCAACCAAUGCCGUAUUUUGACAGGCCAUUCUUUCCCCAGAGGUCGGAGAGGCAACCGACAGUACCAAAAGAACCAAAGUUCCAUAUACCUGAACACAAGAAGAUUAGAUGCAACUUGUCUUUGGAUGAUGGGACUUUUUUCUCACAGCAUUAUAACAAACACCACUGAAAGGAAGGGAAGAAAAUAAUAAAUUCUUGAUAUAAUUCUAUCUCUGUGUGUGUGUGUGUGUGUUUUGGAUUAAAGAUCAAUGAUAUGUGUGUAUAUGUUGCACUGUUUUGGAGAGACCUUACAUUUGGGACAUUACUCUCUCCCCAAUUAUGGGGACUUUGUUGGAUCUAAUAUGGAAUGGAAUUUUUGUG